GGGGGGAGGGGGGCUGGGAAAGUUGAGGCCGCGCUGCCGCCGGGUCUCCGGCCUUGAGGGCUCGGGCUCGCAGCGGCUGCGGUGGCCGCAAAAAGAGGCGGCGGGGGCGGGGGGAGAGGAGGGCCUGGGCCCGCGCUCCCCCAGCCCCGGAGGAGCAGGCGGUGGCCGCGGACGGAGAGAUUCGCCCAGACGGUCAGACACUCCUGCCUUCCCCUCCUGGGAUCAUGACCCAGGCGGGGGUCGCCGCCGUCGCCGCCGCCACCGCGGCCGAGACCGCGCAGCCGGCGGUAAGAAGAAAGCAUAACUCAUAGACCAUCUUCUGGCAGAAGAUGAUACAUUUGGAUCAGAAACGGGAGGCAUUGGAAGCCAGGAAUCAAAAGUGAAGAAACUCUGCAAGCCCUUAGCUGUACUGUAACCAUGCCAGAAAUGACAGAGAAUGAGACGCCUACAAAAAAGCAGCACAGAAAGAAAAACCGGGAGACACACAAUGCAGUGGAGAGGCAUAGAAAGAAGAAAAUCAAUGCUGGGAUAAACAGAAUAGGAGAGCUGAUCCCAUGUUCUCCUGCCCUGAAGCAGAGCAAGAAUAUGAUCCUGGACCAAGCCUUUAAAUAUAUAACAGAAUUGAAAAGGCAAAAUGAUGAACUCCUGCUUAAUGGAGGAAACAAUGAACAAGCUGAAGAAAUAAAAAAGCUACGGAAACAACUGGAAGAAAUCCAAAAAGAAAAUGGCCGAUAUAUUGAAUUACUGAAAGCUAAUGACAUAUGCUUAUAUGAUGACCCCACAAUUCACUGGAAAGGAAAUCUUAAAAACUCAAAGGUCUCUGUUGUUAUUCCUAGUGACCAAGUUCAAAAAAAUAUCAUUGUUUAUUCCAACGGGAAUCAGCCUGGUGGAAACAGCCAGGGAACAGCUGUUCAGGGGAUAACUUUUAAUGUUAGUCAUAAUUUACAAAAGCAGACUGCCAAUGUGGUGCCAGUGCAGAGGACUUGCAAUCUUGUGACUCCUGUAUCUAUUUCUGGAGUUUACCCUUCUGAAAACAAGCCAUGGCAUCAGACCACAGUUCCUGCAUUGGCUACCAACCAGCCUGUUCCUCUUUGUCUUCCUGCUGCCAUUUCUGCUCAGAGUAUUCUCGAGCUUCCCACCUCUGAAAGCGAAUCAAAUGUGCUGGGUGCCACUAGUGGCUCACUGAUUGCUGUUUCAGUUGGAUCCGAGCCUCACCAACAUCAUUCUUUGCACACAUGUCUAAAUGAUCAAAAUUCUUUUGAAAAUAAGAAUGGACAAGAGAACCCCAAAUUAUUGAAGAAAAUGACCCCUUGUGUUACAAACAUCCCCCACAGCUCCUCAGCAACUGCCACUAAAGUGCACCAUGGAAACAAGUCCUGCCUGAGCAUACAGGACUUCAGAGGUGAUUUUCAGAACACUUUUGUUGUUUCAGUUAACACCACAGUCUGCUCGCAGCCUCCCAGAACUGCAGAUGAUUCUUCUCCAAUGAUCAUUAGUAAGAGUGCAGACUUGACAAGUACAGCUACAGUGGUGGCAUCAUCUGCCCCUGGAGUAGGGAAGGCCACCAUUCCUGUAAGCACUCUUUCGGGAAACCCUUUGGACAAUGGUUGGACUCUUUCUUGUUCUUUGCCUUCUUCAAGUGUUAGUACUUCAGAUUUGAAAAACAUUAAUAGCCUUACACGAAUUUCUUCAGCUGGAAACACGCAGACAACGUGGACUACUUUGCAACUGGCGGGAAACACUAUUCAGCCCUUAAGCCAGACACCAUCUUCUGCUGUGACUCCAGUAUUAAAUGAGUCUGGUACUAGCCCCACCACAAGCAACCACAGUAGACAUGUGGCUACAGGCAUCAACUUGAAUAAUUCCUUUCCAGCAGAUGGGCAGCCAGUUGAGCAAGUAGUUGUAACAUUGCCUUCUUGUCCAUCUUUACCUAUGCAGCCACUAAUUGCCCAGCCACAAGUUAAAUCUCAGCCUCCCAAAAAUAUCCUUCCACUGAAUUCAGCAAUGCAAGUGAUUCAGAUGGCUCAGCCAGUUGGGUCAGCUGUUAAUGCAGCUCCAGCUAAUCAAAAUGUUAUAAUUCUUCAGCCACCCAGCACCACCCCAUGCCCAACAGUGAUGAGGGCAGAAGUUCCCAACCAAACAGUAGGUCAACAGAUAGUAAUCAUACAGGCUGCUAAUCAGAAUCCUUUGCCACUCCUCCCUGCCCCACCUCCUGGUUCUGUUCGACUCCCUAUCAAUGGAGCCAAUACUGUAAUAGGGUCUAAUAAUUCAGUGCAAAAUGUUCCAACACCACAGACUUUUGGAGGAAAGCAUCUUGUCCACAUAUUACCAAGACCUUCAUCUUUAUCAGCGUCUAACUCAACACAAACUUUUUCUGUUACCAUGUCAAACCAACAGCCUCAAACCAUUUCUUUAAAUGGACAGCUCUUUGCUUUGCAGCCUGUGAUGUCUUCAUCAGGAACUACAAAUCAAACCCCUAUGCAAAUUAUUCAACCCACCACCAGCGAAGAUCCAAAUACCAAUGUUGCCCUGAAUACAUUUGGUGCUUUGGCCAGCCUCAAUCAAAGCAUAUCACAGAUGGCUGGGCAAAGCUGUGUACAGUUGUCUAUUAGCCAGCCUGCCAAUGCUCAAACUGCUGCAAAUAGUCAAACCACUACAGCUAACUGUGUUUCAUUAACAACAACUGCAGCACCUCCUGUGACAACAGAUAGUUCAGCCACACUAGCUAGUACUUAUAAUCUAGUGAGUACUUCCUCAAUGAACACUGUUGCUUGUUUGCCUAACAUGAAAUCUAAAAGGUUGAAUAAGAAGCCAGGUGCCAGGAAACACUUAGCAGCAAACAAGUCAGCGUGUCCCCUGAAUUCAGUCAGAGAUGUGAGCAAGUUAGACUGCCCCAUCACUGAAGGCUCAGCAGAGCCAUCCUGUAAUGAUGGACUGCUAGAAAGCUUCCCUGCUGUGUUACCAUCUGUCUCUAUGUCCCAGGCAAAUAGUGUGAGUGUUUCUGCUUCACAUUCUUUGGGUGUUCUAAGCUCUGAAUCAUUAAUACCUGAGUCUGUAUCGAAAUCUAAGUCAGCAGAAAAGUCCAGCCCACCCUCCCAAGAAUCUGUAAUGAGUGAACAUUUUGCAAUGGCCACAGCAAAAUCCAAAGAUUCUACCCCUAAUCUACAACAAGAGACAUCUCAGGAUAAACCACCAAGUAGUUUAGCAUUAUCAGAUGCUGCCAAACCCUGCACUUCAGCCAAUGUAUUGAUUCCAUCUCCAAGUGAUCCUCACAUUUUGGUUUCUCAGGUUUCUGGUUUGUCAUCUACAACAAGCACUACAAGUACUGACUGUGUUUCUGAGGUAGAAAUCAUUGCUGAACCUUGCAGAGUUGAGCAAGAUUCAUCAGAUACAAUGCAAACCACAGGUCUCUUAAAGGGGCAAGGUUUAACUACAUUGCUAUCUGAUCUUGCUAAAAAAAAAAACCCUCAGAAAUCAUCUCUUUCUGAUCAGAUGGAUCAUCCUGACUUUUCUUCAGAAAAUCCUAAAAUAGUUGAUUCAAGUGUGAAUUUACAUCCCAAACAGGAACUAUUACUGAUGAACAAUGAUGAUAGAGAUCCUCCACAGCAUCAUUCCUGCCUCCCUGAUCAAGAGGUUAUUAAUGGUUCUUUGAUCACCGGUAGACAGGCCGACUCUCCCAUGUCAACCAGCUCUGGCAGUAGUCGUAGUUUCUCAGUUGCAUCCAUGCUUCCUGAAACAACAAGAGAAGAUGUGACCAGCAAUGCAACAACUAAUACAUGUGACAGCUGUACCUUUGUAGAGCAAACUGAUAUAGUAGCUCUUGCAGCAAGAGCUAUUUUUGACCAGGAGAACCUUGAGAAGGGAAGAGUUGGCCUCCAGGCUGAUAUAAGAGAAGUUGCUUCAAAGCCUUCUGAAGCAUCAUUGUUAGAGGGACACCCACCUUUCAAAUCACAGAUACCUAAAGAGAAUGGCACAGGACAGGCAGAAGCAACAUCAAAUGAAUUUAAUUCUCAGGGUUCAAUUGAAGCAACUGUGGAGAGGACCCUUGAAAAACCAAGUUGUUCUCUAGGAAUUAAAACAUCAAAUGCAUCUUUACAGGAUUCAACUUCUCAGCCACCAAGCAUCACCAGUUUAAGCGUGAAUAAUCUUAUCCAUCAGAGCAGCAUCAGCCAUCCUCUGGCCAGCUGUGCGGGUUUAUCCCCAACCUCAGAGCAAACAACUGUGCCUGCAACGGUUAAUCUGACCAUUUCAUCUAGCUCCUAUGGCAGUCAACCUCCUGGACCAUCUCUGAUGACCGAAUAUUCCCAAGAACAGCUAAAUACUAUGACUAGUACCAUACCAAAUUCACAGAUUCAAGAGCCACUCUUAAAGCCAAGUCAUGAAAGCCGUAAGGAUUCUGCUAAGCGUGCUGUCCAAGAUGACCUUUUACUGUCUUCAGCUAAACGUCAAAAGCACUGUCAGCCAGCCCCCCUUAGGCUUGAAAGUAUGUCCCUGAUGAGUAGAACUCCAGACACCAUUUCUGAUCAAACUCAAAUAAUGGUCAGUCAGAUCCCUCCUAAUUCUUCAAACUCAGUUGUGCCUGUUAGCAACCCAGCUCAUGGAGAUGGCCUUACACGAUUAUUUCCACCUAGCAACAACUUUGUGGCUCCUGCAUUGAGGCAAACUGAAGUUCAGUGUGGUUCUCAGCCUUCAGUUGCUGAACAGCAGCAAACCCAGGCAAGUCAGCAUCUACAGGCCCUGCAGCAGCAUGUUCCAGCUCAAGGUGUAUCUCACCUUCAUAGUAACCAUCUAUACAUAAAGCAGCAGCAGCAGCAGCAGCAACAACAACAACAAGCAGGGCAAUUAAGAGAGAGGCAUCACUUAUAUCAAAUGCAGCAUCAUGUACCUCAUGCAGAGAGCUCUGUCCACUCUCAGCCCCAUAAUGUCCACCAACAGAGGACUCUGCAACAGGAAGUUCAGAUGCAGAAAAAGAGGAAUCUUGUUCAGGGCACCCAGACCUCUCAGCUUUCCUUACAACCGAAGCACCAUGGAACUGACCAAUCCCGAUCCAAGAGUGGCCAGCCACAUCCCCACCAUCAGCAGAUGCAGCAACAAAUGCAGCAACACUUUGGAAGCUCCCAGACAGAGAAGAGCUGUGAAAACCCUUCAACUAGUCGGAACCAUCAUAACCAUCCCCAGAACCAUCUCAAUCAAGAUAUUAUGCACCAACAGCAGGAAGUUGGAAGCAGACAGCAAGGUUCAGGGGUUUCAUCUGAACAUGUAUCUGGGCAUAAUCCAAUGCAGAGGCUUUUGACAUCAAGAGGCUUAGAGCAGCAAAUAGUGUCCCAACCAAGUAUUGUGACUAGAUCUUCAGACAUGACCUGUACUCCACACAGGCCAGAGAGAAAUAGAGUUUCAAGUUAUUCUGCUGAGGCACUCAUUGGAAAGACAUCUUCUAAUUCAGAGCAGAGAAUGGGGAUAUCAAUUCAGGGUUCCAGAGUUUCAGAUCAGCUUGAAAUGAGAAGCUAUCUUGAUGUUCCCAGAAAUAAGAGUUUGGCUAUUCAUAAUAUGCAGGGUCGUGUGGACCAUACUGUAGCCUCAGAUAUCCGCCUUUCUGAUUGUCAGACGUUUAAACCAAGUGGAGCUAGUCAACAGCCCCAGAGUAAUUUUGAAGUACAAUCUUCAAGAAACAAUGAAAUAGGUAACCCUGUAUCAUCAUUGCGGAGUAUGCAGUCCCAGGCUUUUCGAAUUAGUCAAAACACUGGCCCCCCACCAAUUGACCGUCAAAAGAGAUUACCUUACCCACCAGUUCAGAGCAUCCCAACAGGAAAUGGUAUUCCAUCAAGGGACAGUGAAAAUACUUGUCACCAAAGUUUCAUGCAGAGCUUACUUGCCCCUCACCUCAGUGAUCAGGUCAUUGGGAGCCAGAGGUCACUCUCAGAACAUCAGAGGAAUACACAGUGUGGUACAUCUUCUGCAAUUGAAUAUAAUUGUCCCCCAACUCAUGAAAAUGUCCAUAUUAGAAGAGAGAGUGAGAGUCAGAAUAGGGAAAGUUGUGACAUGUCGUUAGGUGCAAUUAACGCCAGGAACAGCACCUUGAAUAUUCCUUUUUCAAGUUCCUCUUCCUCAGGAGAUAUUCAAGGUCGAAACACAAGCCCCAAUGUUUCUGUACAGAAAUCCAAUCCCAUGAGGAUUACUGACAGUCAUGCGACCAAGGGCCACAUGAACCCUCCAGUCACAACCAACAUGCAUGGGGUUGCAAGGCCAGCGUUGCCACAUCCAUCUGUGUCUCAUGGAAAUGGCGAUCAAGGCCCUGCUGUACGUCAAGCUAAUUCUUCAGUUCCCCAGAGAUCAAGGCAUCCCCUGCAAGACAGCAGUGGUUCCAAAAUUCGUCAACCUGAAAGGAAUCGUUCUGGAAACCAGAGGCAAAGUACUGUCUUUGAUCCAAGUCUUCCCCAUCUUCCUCUCUCUACUGGUGGCAGUAUGAUUCUUGGACGUCAACAACCUGCUACAGAGAAGAGAGGAAGUAUUGUUCGUUUCAUGCCUGAUAGCCCACAAGUACCUAAUGAUAAUUCAGGUCCUGACCAGCAUACGCUAUCACAAAAUUUUGGUUUUUCUUUUAUUCCUGAGGGUGGCAUGAAUCCACCAAUAAAUGCUAAUGCUUCUUUCAUUCCACAGGUUACUCAGCCUAGUGCCACUCGAACUCCAGCCCUCAUCCCGGUAGAUCCACAAAAUACUCUGCCCUCCUUCUAUCCUCCAUACUCUCCUGCUCAUCCUACACUGUCCAAUGAUAUUUCAAUCCCCUAUUUUCCUAAUCAGAUGUUCUCAAAUCCUAGCACAGAGAAGGUAAACAGUGGAAGUUUAAAUAACCGAUUUGGAUCAAUUUUAUCUCCUCCCAGACCUGUUGGGUUUGCUCAACCAAGUUUUCCUCUUCUGCCAGAUAUGCCACCAAUGCACAUGACCAACUCUCACUUAUCCAAUUUUAAUAUGACAUCUUUGUUUCCAGAAAUAGCUACAGCGCUUCCUGAUGGCUCAGCAAUGUCACCUUUGCUUACAAUAGCAAAUUCCUCUGCCUCUGACUCUUCCAAGCAGUCCUCAAACAGACCUGCCCAUAACAUAAGCCAUAUUCUAGGUCAUGACUGCAGUUCAGCUGUUUAAAUACUGAUAAACGAAAUGUAAAGGUAAUGAGUGAGAUUACAAAUGUAUUUGUGUGUGCAUGCGCACAGACAUGUACAUGAAGAGAAGGAUUGUGUGUGUGUGUGUAUAAUUAGUUUUCAGUUAUCUUCUGAAUGUAGGAAAGCCAUGUCAGGUGCAGAUACUGGGUUGUCAGAAAACAAGUUAUCUUUCGUUUUCAACUGCAUGGUGUACUUUUUUAUUUUCCAAAUAGAUUUACAUUUCAAAGUUGGUAUUUCCUAAAUACUAAUUAGCUGGAAAUUGGGGGAGAUCAUCUUGUCAUGUACUGGGUAGUAGGAGGGAGCCUAGACUUUAAACUUGAUUGUUGAUAACUUAUAGAAUAUAUAGUUAAGUUGCUACUGAAAAAUAUAGGCAGCUUGAUAAAACAGUGGCUCAUAAUCAAGUGCUGGCUAAUGUCAGCAUCUAGAACAGCUUCUUACCUAUGGCAGAUGUUGAACUGAUGUUGAGUUUAAUGUCCGUAGUUAAAGUCAAGCAGUUAGCAAAUAAAUAAAAGCAAUCAGCCUUUAUUCUCAAAGUUUGGUUUAGAUAGAGACUUCUUUCUAAAUUAUAACAAUCCAUAAAUUAUCUGAAUUUUAUGUCUUGUUCUUCAAAUUAGGGAGCUGUGUUAUCCUUUAAUGUGCCAAGAUUAUUUAAAGCAAAGGUCUUCCUUAGACAAUUAUUUAGCCUUAAAUAUAGAAAGCUAAAAAGUUAAGUACAUACAUAUUCUCCAUUUUGUGCUUGCAUUUUGCAUCAAGUCAUAAGGGUAAAAGCAGUUAGUUGUAUUGUGGAGUUUUGCAUGGGUGCAGUUAACAAUGGAUGUUUCAUCAACUGAGUUUAGUAUUCUCUCUUCAUUCUAUUUAUUUGAUCUUGAAAUACAUUCUUUUGCAUUCAUUUAAAUAUUAGGAUUGAUCAGGAAAUAGUGUUUGUAAUCUACACAUUUAUUUGAGCCUUACUUUAAAAAUAUUUCUGAACAGAGAUUUAAGCUCUGUCAGUAUUUUCAUUUACUGAUAGUAUUUAUAUUUUAAAUAUGGCAUUGUAUAUUACAUUAUUAUCCUUCAUGACAGAAUUAUAAUGAGAAUAUGAAUUUGUUAUUUUUCUUGUUGGUAGAUGUGAAAUGGUGCUUCAAAAAAUGUGUAGUCUUUCUGUAUGUCUCUGUGUGUGUAAGUAUGUGUGUGUGUGUACACAUAUUUUAAAGUAUGAAUUGGUCCUUUAAAAACAGGCCUGCCAUCUGAAAAUGGGAAAUUGAGACCUGAGACCUGCUAAAGCAUAGAAGAACUUGAUAUAGGUAGGAUUUUUUUUUUUUUUAAAUAGAUGGAGUCUGGCUCUGUUGCCCAGGCUGGAGUGCAGUGGCACGAUCUCAGCUUACUGCAAGCUCCACCUCCCGGGUUCAAGCGAUUCUCCUGCCUCAGCCUCCUGAGUAGCUGGGACUACAGGCACGUGCCACCACACCUGGCUAAUUUUUUGUAUUUUUAGUAGAGAUGGGGUUUCACCAUGUUAGCCAGGAUGGUCUUGAUCUCCUGACCUCGUGAUCCACCCGCCUCGGCCUCCCAAAGUGCCAGGAUUACAGGCAUGAGCCACCGUGCUCGGCCUAGGUACGGGUUUUUAAAAGCCCCACAGAAGUUUAUAAUACAUUUAAAAACCCAUAUUAAAAUUUGAAAACUUAAAAACUAAGAAAACAAUGGCAUAUAUUCCUUUUCUUAAACCUGUGAAGUCCAUUACUUUUUGUUCUUUUUAUAUUCUGCCAAAAAUGGGAUGGGGUGGGAGAGAUGCACAGAAAUUGUUUUAUCUGCCUUGUUAACAAAGUGAACUCAAGGACCAGCUUUUCUUUUCUUUCUUCUUUUCUUUUUUUUUGAGACUCUGUCACCCAGGCUAGAGUGUUGUUAGGUGCAAUUAACACCAGGAACAGCACCUUGAAUAUUCCUUUUUCAAAUUCCUCUUCCUCAGGAGAUAUUCAAGGUCACUCUGUCACCCAGGCAGGAGUCUACAGUGGCAGGAUCUCGGCUCACUGCAGCCUCUGCCUCCUGGGUUCAAGCAAUUCUCGAGCCUCAGCCUCCCGAGUAGCUGGGAUUACAGGUCUGUGCCACUACACCUGGCUAAUUUUUAUAUUUUUAGUAGAGACAGGGUUUCACCAUCUUGGCCAGGCUGGUCUUGAACUCCUGACAUCAGGUGAUCCACCCACCUCGGCCUCCCGAAGUCCUGGAAUUACAGGCAUGAGCCCCCGCUCCCAGCCCCGCCCCCCCCCUUUUUUUUUUUAAUCCUAAAAAGCUUCCUAAGGGUUGGUCAGAGCAGUUAACUCCAGUGAAUACCUCUUCUAAAGACUCAGCAAAAGGGUCAGUUGUGCCUCUUUAACUGUUCUUACCAAACUCUCCUAUCUUUUUCUGCUGCCAACCAAGCAGCCUCCUAGGGACAAAAAAAUAUACAAUAUUUUUUUUUUCUUGCUUACAAAGCAAGAACAACCUGUAUUUUCUUCCUUCAGAAUGGUCUUGGGGAAGAAUAGGAGAGCUUCAUGAAUAAGUUACUCAAGACAACAGAUAAACACAGUAGUCAAAACUUUUUAUUGAGGAAAAAUGUGGCAUUUAUGGUUUGCUUUUUAAUUCUCUUAACUGAAUUUUAAGCUGCAACGUUCAAAUUUUUCUUUGUACUUGAAAGGUCCAGUCUGCCAGUUUCAAGAAGGACAGUUUUCCAUGUGUUUGGCUAUUCAUUUCCCUCUCUCCCUCUCUCAUCUGUCUGUCUCUCACUGCCUCUGUGUCUGUCUCUCAUACACACACACACAUUCAUACACACACACACACACACACACACACACACACACUCUCUACGGUGGCUGUUCUGAAGUACUGGGGACUGCUAGACAUAAUUGAAAGUAAGGUAACAGGCUAAGGAGAAGCUCAGUUUGAACAUUGCAAUACAAAGGCCUGAAAGCCUGUGACUUUCAAGUAUUUCUGUUGCAUUAAUUGUAUUUUCCUGCUUAGCUGUGUUCAGACAUAGUAUUUGCAUUUCUUGGAGCUUUCAUUCCAACAGUGUAACAUUUUGAUCUUGAAAGAGUCUCAAUAAGCCUUAUUUGACCAUCUGAGGAAAAAUGUGACCAUCUGUGAAUAAUUGGCUCCUGCUUACGUGUAGCCCUAAUUACUUUACAGAUGUAUGCAUUUGUAUGUAAGACUUCAGUUCAUACAUGGCUUAAUUCUGAAAGUGUUCAGACCAUAGUACCCUUAUUUGAUUUAAAAGCAUGAAUAUAUGAGAUUUACUAGCAGUAUUAAGUAUUUGAUAAUUAGAGCUACGUGAUUUUUGGGAAGAAAUUUGUUGUAUCUAGUGUUAAUCUGGAUAUAAUUUUUGGUAAAGGGAUGGCAGAAAACAUAGUCAAUUGUGGUUAUAAUAAAUGUAACCUUAUUCUUGGCCUGCUCCAUGUCCAAUAGGGCUCAGGGAAGCUGGUCAUUUCCUUAGCGGGAUGAUUACUUCUUUGCCUUGAAGCAUUUAUUGGGCCCACCAUGUAUGGAUCAGCGUGUGAUAGUAAGUCAUACUCCCAAAUCAGUGAUUCCCAAGUCUUGGCUUUGGGAACCAGUAUGCCUCGUAUUCUCUUAAAGAGCAACAAGAAUUUCUUGAAACAAAAUUAGUUCAGAAUUGAUUUAAAUUUUUUAACUUCUGGAAAUACAUGAAGUUAUGUCUGAGUCAUGAGUGACAGUCAUUGAUUAAAUCAUUUCUCUGUCUCUUUUUUAGCAUUGUUGAUCACAGAAUCAGUUAUAAAAAAUGGUUAAUUCCUUUCAACAUUUAACAGUAACUUCUCAUGAAGGGAAAAAUUCCAGAUUCUCUUCAUGCGUAAACGUUUAAUGUGUCAAUCAUAGGUGAAAGGAAUCUAGUUUGAUGUUGUUUCUUUCUUUCUUUUUUUUUUUUUUUUUUUGGAAAAUACAAGUUGCUCUGGGAUGGCUUAUAUGUUGUUUUAUACCAGUUCAGGAAAUUUAUUUUUGUUUUUAUUGUAAGACCUUUUGGAGUACCAGAGAUGGCACCUUUUUUCUAGGUAAGGUGUAGGAAUUCCUCAGUGGUCUUGCUUCAUAAAAUUUAACAUAUCAGAACUGGGGAAAGAGAAAGGAGGGGGUUAUUCUUUUGCAGCAUUUUCCAGUCACAUAUCAGGGUUAUAUUGAACUGCAACAAAGAUCAACUUUUAAAAAUUAGCCUUCUUAAAAUACAAAAUGAUUUAAGUAUUUUAAAGAUAAUUUAUUUGCCUUGCUCUUGCCUUCUAACAUUAGCCAUUUCAUGGAGAGGCUAAAACUUAUACUCCAAAAAAUGUGGAAGUACGUUUUAAUGGGAGUAAAAUUAAAAAAUUUUGAGAAAGGGUAAGAUCUUAUGAAUAUGCAUCUUCUUAGCUUUAUCUUCCCUUUGAUAUGUAGGCACUUACGCUCUUCUAUCUGCUCCAUGUCAAAUAGGGCUCAGGGAAGCCGGUCAUUUCCUUAGCGGGAUGAUUACUCCUUUGCCUUGAAACAUUUAUUGGGCCCACCAUGUAUGGAUCAGCGUGUGGUAGUGAGUCAUACUCCCAAAUCAGUGAUUCCCAAGUCUUGGCUUAGGGAACCAGUAUGCCUCGUAUUCUCUUAAAGAGAAACAAUAAUUUCUUGAAACAAAAUUAGUUCAGAAUUGAUUUAAAAUAUUUCAAUGUGCCAUAUAGCUCUGUCCCUUGGUUUGGUUGGCCUUGUUUUUUCCUGUGAAGAAUGAAAGGGCAAGGGUGAUACCAAAAUGAAACAGCUUUGGAGCCUGGAAGCCAUUUUUGUAAUUCUGUUGUCUAUAUAAAUGCUACCUUUGCUUGGAGGUAGUGUGCCUGUGGCUGUGUACAUCCAGAGGGCAACAGUAAUAGCCAACAACCAGACAAACUAGUGAAGUUAAUCUGUGAGUGAUGAUUUUAUGAUACCUAUAUGCAAAUUAAAGGCAGAAGUUAGUUUCUUCUCAAGAUGUCUUUUUGGCUGAACGUUACCAUUUUUCUUUCCCCAGGGUUUGACAGAAAAGGGCCUUUUUUGGAUUUAACUAUAUUCUGUCUGCAUUCUAUUCUUCAUGCAUAGGUUUCUACUAGAACCUGUGGAGGGGGGACACCAAAUUUAGACUGAGGCAGUCCACGCUGGUAAGAAGCGUGAAGACCUUGUUGGACACAGAGCUUCUAGAUCUUUCCACCUGUAGCCUCUACCCUGUUCCUGCACUUUACCUGAAACUGUGCCUCUGGUCUUUAGACCAGCUGUUGGAACAUGUCACUCACCCACUCCUCUGUUAUAGCAAAGGGCCAGCUGGGAUGGUACAUGCUGUGUAAUCAGACACCUUCUCGACAAGUACAGCUGAUGUUUCUCACUGUUGCCUUAUCAUUCUCUGAGCCAUCUUUGAUGUUGAUUUGUAAAAAAAACAAAAAACUUAGUAACAAAACUCCUGUUAAACUCAGAGCUUGUAUGUGGUGGUCAUUCAACAUCCUUAUUUCUAGAUUUACACAAACUGUACCAACUGUAAUCUUUUUCUGGCAUGUGUAUGUGGUCAGAUGCUUCAUAAACAUGAGCCAACUUGGGUUGUAAACAUUGGGCAUAAUAUACAAAUUGGGGAAUUUUGGAUGACUGCAUAAUCCUGUCAUUAGAGAUUUCAUAAGACAGAAGAUAACUGUUUAUUUGUAAUUUAACACAUUUUUAAAAAAGAUGAUCUUUAAUUUCUUUCCCUCAGUUGUGUAUACAGCUAUACACCAUGCUAACACCAUACUAUGUCAUAGGAACUUAAAGUUAGAUGUAUCUAAAUCCCUUCACUUUUCUGAGACUUCUCUGUGCUCCCACACCUGAAGUCUUCAAAUCAUUUUUCAUCUGUGAAGUCACUGAGGUACUGGGCUUGACUAUAGUGGUAACACUUAAGGGGAGUUGAACUAUUGAUCUUCCAAGAAGAAAGGGACCAGACAGUGUUAAGAUGCUGCAGUUGUGUUACUGUGAAGAAAAGAUUCGCUUCCACUUUCAGCAGGCUAUAUAAAUAUAUAUACAUAUAUAUAUUUUCACUUUGGUAAAAAAAAGUUGAAAAAUCUGAGGAGAACAUAAUUACCUUCACAAAUUAUUUAUAGAUACACUGGGUGAGAAGCUUACUGUAGGGCAGUCACCCGAAAAAAACUAAUUUUAGUGCUUUCAAUAGUGUAAUAUUUGUAUCUAUUACCAUGGCAGCAGUGUCUGCUGCACACUGUGUCCUAUUACUGUAAAUCUCCUGGUUUAUAAUUCUUAUGGAAACUAAUUUGUUUUGUAAUGGAAUCCAGAGCAGAUAUGUAUAAUAUGAUCAGGAUUGUCCUACAGUUGUAAAUAAGAAUAGGUCCUGUUUAUUUUGACAUCUUUUUACAAAUGCAUUGUAUUAGGGUGUGAAUAUUCUGAACCAUCCUCUUGUUUAAAGUUUGGAAAUUUUUAUUGUUAAAUGUAACAUUUUAAUGGUUGUAAUAAUUAUUUGUAUAGAUAUGAAUAUAGUAUUUUAUUUAAGAAAAUAAACUUUGCAUUUUUGCAUUGUAAA
Messenger RNA from Pongo pygmaeus (Bornean orangutan), 13644 nucleotides. RefSeq names its product upstream transcription factor family member 3 (gene USF3). Gene Ontology annotation, biological process: negative regulation of epithelial to mesenchymal transition; positive regulation of transcription by RNA polymerase II. The coding region runs from base 418 to 7137 and encodes 2239 amino acids. The record is from RefSeq and is a predicted model, not a curated record. Gene Ontology annotation, molecular function: RNA polymerase II transcription regulatory region sequence-specific DNA binding; protein dimerization activity; DNA-binding transcription activator activity, RNA polymerase II-specific. The transcript has 7 exons. Lineage: Eukaryota; Metazoa; Chordata; Mammalia; Primates; Hominidae.